AUGAAUAAAGGUUUCAAUACCUUUGUCGUGGAGAGUGGGGGAUACGAAAAUGUACCAUUUACAGAAAAGGAUUGUCGCAACUGCUUUGACAAAGUGAAACAGUUGAAGUUUGGCGAAGGUGAUGCUGAAGCAAUUCAAAGUUAUUUCACAAAGGUGCAAUCAUCGUACUGUGAUAUUUUUUACACGUGGGAUUUAGAUGAUGAAAAUCGACUAAAGAGUUUGUUUUGGGCUGAUGCGAGGUGUAGGGCAACUUAUGAAGAAUUUGGUGAUGUAAUCACAUUCGAUACUACAUAUCCUACAAAUGAGUAUGAGAUGCCAAUGGCUCCAUUUGUAGGAGUAAAUCAUCAUGGACAAUCAAUAUUGCUUGGUUGCGGAUUGAUUUCAAAUGAAGAUAAUGAGACAUUCACAUGGCUAUUUCGGUCAUGGCUUGCGUGUAUGUCUGGACGUCCUCCUCAAGCCAUUAUCACAGAUCAAGACCAAGCUAUGAAGAACGCAAUACAAAAUGUAUUUCCUGAUGCACGGCAUAGGUGGUGUUUGUGGCACAUCAUGAAAAAACUACCUGAGAAGUUAGGCAGCCAUAGAAAAUACAAAUUCAUUAAGUACAGGCUUAAAAAGGUUGUGUACUUGAUAAGCUUGUAUUUAGAAAGACAUGGAUGGGUUCCUUGUUACGUGAAAGAUACCUUCUGGGCAAGGAUGUCUACUACACAACGUAGCGAGAGUAUUAAUGCAUUUUUUGACAAAUAUGUAAACAAGAAAACUACCUUGAAGCAAUUUGUCGAACAGUACGAAAAUGCAUUAAGGGAUAGGGCCGAGAAAGAAAACAAAGAAGAUUUUAAUUCUUAUAAUAUACACUAUCCACCAAUUGCCCAUUAUGCCAUGGAAGAACAAAUGAGGGAAAUUUUCACCCAUGCUAAGUUUAAAGAAUUUACAGAAGAAUUAACAGGAAAAAUGUAUUGUAGGAUAGGUUCUUUAAAAACACAAGAUGGUAUUUCAAAAUAUGAAGUAAUUGAGGAUGUUAUGGUCAAUGGAAAUAUAAUAAAGAAACCAUUUGCAAUUUAA
Messenger RNA from Erigeron canadensis, 1059 nucleotides. Its product is annotated as protein FAR1-RELATED SEQUENCE 5-like. Gene Ontology annotation, biological process: regulation of DNA-templated transcription. The record is from RefSeq and is a predicted model, not a curated record. The transcript is spliced from 2 exons. Lineage: Eukaryota; Viridiplantae; Streptophyta; Magnoliopsida; Asterales; Asteraceae. Bases 1 to 1059 code for a protein of 352 amino acids.